Molecule: messenger RNA, 2020 nt
Organism: Gastrolobium bilobum
Lineage: Eukaryota; Viridiplantae; Streptophyta; Magnoliopsida; Fabales; Fabaceae
Product: inositol-pentakisphosphate 2-kinase-like
Exons: 9
Coding region: 84-1430 (448 amino acids)
Biological process (GO): inositol phosphate biosynthetic process
Cellular component (GO): nucleus
Molecular function (GO): inositol-1,3,4,5,6-pentakisphosphate 2-kinase activity; ATP binding
Source: RefSeq, a predicted model, not a curated record
UACCGGAACUGGAUACAGUAGAAUGGAAUAGUCGCCAGGGUUUCUUUGACUCUCUGUUUUAGUUCUUAGGUAAAAGUUGUUGGAUGGAGGUGAUACUAAGGGAGAAGAACGCUGCAGAGUGGGUUUACAGAGGAGAAGGAGCUGCUAAUCUUGUUCUGGCAUAUACUGGAUCAUCUCCUGCAUUUAUUGGGAAAGUGAUGCGCAUCCGUAAGGCUCCAACGAAUGACGCUGUGAGUGUGAGGAGCCCCUCUGCUUUGACAGCGCACGAACGUCUUCUCUGGAAAGAUGUAGAUGAACUCGUAUCAUCUUCAGACCAUGAAAUUGCAGGCCAACUUUUUGUCUGCCACGUUAUGAAGCCAUUGCUUGGUUCCAAAUAUGUUGAUCCUGGGAUGCUUGUCUUGGUGUCGAGGGAAUUUCUUGAAUCUGUUCAGAAGGAUGUCAUUUGUCAACGUCCUCCUUGGAGAGUUGAUACUGCCCAGGUCGACACACAUUGUGAUUCUGUGCUUCUCAUGUCUGAUCAUUCACUCUUCACUCAUGGUAAUCUUGGAUCAAGCCCCUGCAUAUCUGUUGAGAUAAAGCCCAAAUGCGGAUUUCUUCCCCUUUCAAGAUUCAUAUCCAAAGAAACUGCUAUCAAAAGGAGGAUAACUCGAUUUGAAAUGCACCAAGCCCUGAAAUUGCAUCAAGGAGAGAUAUCACUGCUAAGUGAAUACAAUCCACUUGAUCUGUUCUCUGGAUCCAAGGAAAGAAUUCAUAAAGCUAUCAAGGAUCUCUUUACUACCCCUCAAAACAAUUUUCGUGUAUUUAUGAAUGGCUCUCUCAUAUUUGGCGGACUGGGAGGUGGUGCAGAAGAUACAAAUUUUUGUAUUGCGAAAGCAUUUGAAGAUGAACUUAAGUCUGUUAUUCAAGCUGAUGAUGGUCUAUGUACAGAGAACUUGCUCACUCUUGUUGCUGAGGCUUUGCAAAAAUCAGGAGUCCUUGAUCGGCUCCUUGAUGUUCAGAAGCUUGAUAAUGAUGACAUAGAAGGAGUAAUACAUGCAUAUUAUGACAUUACUUGUCAACAAUGCAUGGUAUGUAGAGAAUUGAGUGAAGAAGAAGUGAAAAGAUAUACCUCUUUGCAUUCUGCUUCAUUUGAUGAAAGCCUGAGAAUUGUAAAGGACUACCUGAUAGCAGCAACUGCAAAAGACUGUAGUUUGAUUAUAUGUUUUAGACCAAGGAAAGAGGGAGAUUCUGGAUCCGUAUGCAAUAAUGUAUAUCUUGAGUCCACUGAGCAAACCUUCGAUUACAAGGUGUAUUUUAUUGACCUGGAUUUGAAGCAUUUGAGUAAAAUGGAAGAAUAUUAUGAAUUGGAUAAGAAGAUAGUGAGCUGCUACAGAGAAAUGAUCAAAAUGAAUCAAGGAAGAAAUAAAGUCGCAAACUUGCAAGCAUCUUAAUCUGCAUAUCGAAAGUUAAUAGACACCUGUUGUAGAUGACAUUUGUGGAAUAUUGAAUUGUAAAUUGUACUGAGGACCUGACAAAGCAAAGCCUAUUUUAGACCGUGACUUCAGCUCAAAUCUGGUUUUUCGUCAGCCUAGUUUGGCCGUGGCUUGACUGAUGAUUUGUGUGUACCAUACGAUGAAUUCAUGAGCUGUUACGAGGUUCUUCCUUUCUCUCUCUUUCUUGGAGGCACACACUAGGAUUUUAUUAUCUUAAGUUCAAAUAGUACAAAAGGGACAUAUCAAGGUUGGAUUUCUGGAAGUGGGUCAUGCUUUCACCAGUCUGCUGGCACAUUCUAAUCAAAGCUGUUCUGAUGAUCUGAGAAUCUCAAAGCCUCUUUUGACCAGAAUGAUUUUUUUAUUUCAAGCCUUCAUUUUCUUUCUUUACAAAUAACUUUGUAGAGCAGGCCUCUAUGGAAUAUCAGUAUAUCAUAAAUUAUGUAUAGAGCCAUCUGUUUCUCACUUGAAGUGAAGCAAUAUUCAAAAUACAGCUGUCAGUACUGCAAACCGUGUUGAUAUCAGAAAUUGUUUCUUGAUAUUGAUUGAUU